AUGGUGGCGCGAUGCCUGGAGGUAACAGUGGGAUCGACGUCAGGGCUGAAGGACAGCAAGUCGACAACCAAGUCCGACCCUUACGCCGUGCUGCGCCUGGGCUCCGUGCAGCACCGCACGCACACGUCGUGCUCGCAGAUCUCUCGGCCCGUCUGGAACCACCGCUUCAGCUUCCUCCUCCCGGACGACGGCCAAGGGCCCAUGGAUCUGCACGUGCAGUUCUGGGACAAGGCGGACGCGGGCGAUCGCAUUCUGGGGUCGUGCAAGCUCAACCUGUCGCCGGUCUUCGCGGACGGCCAUCUGGACGUCAUGCAGCCUGUGCACCGCCGUAACGGCAAGCUGCUCGGCCACGUGCGCCUGCACCUCUCGCUCCUCGUCGAGUCCUCCCCGCCCUCCCCGCCCCGCCCGCGGAGCAACUCCGCCUCCCGCUCCGCCGCCGGGGCCGCCGCGGAGCGGGAGGCGUCGGAAGCCGCCACCGCUUCGCCUUCUCCCGCGCGCCUGGGGCCUACCGCUGCAGCUCUUGCGGGGCAGGGUUCCGCGGGCGGCGGGGGAGCGGGAAGGGGAGGGGGAGGGGGACGGGGAGGGGGACGGGGAGGCUCUCCCGCAGCGUCGUCUAUCCGCGCGUACUUGCCCGCGGGCUCCGCCGUCUCCCCUCUGCCCUUGCGCCUCAGGAGCCCCGACGCGGACCUCAACGACGGGCGCUUCUCUUCCCCCGCGCAGCCUGCGCGGGAGCAUUCCGCGCUCUCAGGGAUGUCGGGAUCCGCCCUAGGGGGAGGCGGCGGUGGAGGGGGAGCGCUUUCCCGCUCCCCGUGCCCGUCCAGUCUCUCCGCGCCAGCUGCGCCUUUCCCCCUUUCCUCCCUGGCGGCAUCGUCCCACCAUCAGGCGCAGCAGCAACCGCGCCCGUCCUCCGCCUCCUCGUCAACUUCCGCCGCGCUUUCCGCAGCAAUAGCCGCCGCCGCCGCCUCCGCCGCGGCCGGAAACCCCCUGGACGCGAAUACGCGGAAGCUCCUUGCGCGGCUACUGGGCUCGCGCCUAGGCUCCGCCGCCGGGGGGCUCUCUGGGGGACUUGCGGGGUUGGUAAGGGGAAGCGGAGCGGGGAAUGGGAUGGUGGAAGGAAGCAGAAGCGCGGAUGCCCUAGCGAGUGCAUUUGAGGGCGGGGGCGUGGGGGGGGUGGCGCAGAGCGGACUGCUGGGUGCGCUUGACCUGCAGAGGCGCUCCAGUGGGGGCGGGGGGAGCGGUGUGGGCGGGGUUGGCGCAGGGGGAGGACACGCGCUUGGGGGAAGUGGGCGUGAUGGCGGAAGCGCAAGCGUUGGCGCGAGUAUCAGCGCGAGCGCGAGCGGAAGCGGGAUCCCGCGGAGAGUGCUGGGCGGGGGAAUAGACGCGGGUGUGCUUGCCGCGCUGCUAAAGGCGGGGGGGGUUUCCGCCCUUUCGGGUAUAGCACAGCGGCAAAGCGUCAGCGGAAGCGCCAGUGGCGCAAGUACGGGCGGAGGCACUUGGGGGGCAAUCGCAGGUGCUGGGGGCGGGGGUGGGGGUGCGAGUGGUGCGGGUGCGGGGCGGGAUGAUUUGAGACGGCAGGGGAGUGAGAGUGGGGUGGCUGGUGGUGGGGGAAGAGACAGGGGGGGGAUUGUGGCAUUGUCCCCGGACGCAUCACUGGUUGGGGGAGAAGUGGGAGGGGGGGGCGGAGGGGGAGGGGGAGGGGCAGGCGGAGGCGGAGGAGGAGGGAGGGGAGGAGGUACUGCAGCUGCUGUUGCCGCUGCGCUUCUUGCAAAGCUGAACAGCCCGGAUGGAGUUGCUACAGCGAAGGAGCUUCUAGCGAGUAAAGACAGGCAGGAGGGGGACGAGGAGGAAGAAGACGAGGAAGGAGGAGAGGAGGAGGGAGGCGAGGAAGCGAGGCAGGUGCAGAAACAGAAGCGGGAGUUGCUCAAGGCCCUGCUGGUGCGUGCAAUGAAGGGGAACUGGGGUGGUGGUGGCGGUAGCAAGUCCCAAGGAUCGGAAGAACCCCAGAGAAGCUCCGAUUGGCCUCAGGAGGAGGAGGAGAUGGACGAAGGAGAGGCGGCGGCGGCGGCAGCAGCAGCAGCAGCAAUAGCCGCGGCUUCGGUGCGCGCGUGGCAGAGGGAAGGUGGCGCUUUAGGUGAAGCAGCAGCAGGAGCAGGAGCCGGCAGCAAGGGGGAAUGUGCAGAAGGUGGGGUGGGAGGCGAGGUAGGAGCAGGCGUAGCAGAGAUGGCAAUGGGGCUGUUUGGGCCAAGAAACGGCGAGAUGGGUGGUGAGCUAGGUGUGCGAUGCAAUGGCAGCCUUGCAGCAGAAGCAGCAGCUGCUUUGGUUGAUUCCUCUCCAGCAGCAGCAGCAGGAGCAGGAGCUAGAACAGUUGCAGGGGCAGUGGAAGCGGGUGUGUUGGAAGGAGGAGUGAAGAUGGAGACAGGGGAGUUUGGUGUGGGCGUAGGGCUGGAGGGGCGCGGGCAGGGCGAGCAGAGGGGUGUGGGAGUUGAGGAGGCGGAGGAGGAGGAGGAUGAGGAGGACGAGGAAGAGAAGUUUCUGAAGCUUGUGGUGGUUGGAGGGGAUGGGGACGAGGCGGAUGAGAGCAUGCGAGACGAGCAACCGCGACAGCGCCUGCAACAACCGAAACACAGACAGCAGCAACAGCCGCAGCAGCAGCAGUCGCAGCAGCAGCAGUCGCAGCAGCAGCAGCGGGUAGGUGAGCCAAGGUCGAGUGUAGCAGAGUGCAGAGAAGCAGCGAAGGAGGGUGAUGAGGAGGCACGUGUGGCAGAAGGGGUUUCGCCCAUGGACGCGCAAGGGCGGGGCUGUGAGGGGAAUGAUGCUGCUACUGCUGCUGCUGGUGCUGCUGCUGCAGCAGGAGAAUGUGGGGGUAGGGAAGCAGGAGAAGAGCGGGCAGUGGGAGGAAGCAGCGGUCGAGCAGGAGGGGCAGGGAGAGUAGCAAGGGAACACGGGGUGGGCGGGCACGGGCCAGGAGUAGGGGAAACAGCAGCAGCACCAGGAGUACAAACAGAACCAGCAGUACCAGCAGAAACAGCAGAAGCAGCAGGUGCCUUAGAAGCAGUGGACAGGGGGGAGGACCUGUUGCCGCCCAUGGAAGAGAUGGCCAUGGCUGCAGGUGAUGAGGACGACGAUGCUGCUGCUGCUGCUGCUGCUGCUGUUGCUGCUGUUGCUAGUGUUGCUGGUGCGGGUGCAAUGGCAGACAACACGACUUUAAGAGGUGGGGGCGGAGGAGGAGGGCAAGGAGGAGUGGGAAGAGGCAGCUCACAGCAGCAGCAGCAGCGGCAGGCAGCAGAUGUGUUCAAGCCCCCGCGGCCUGGCACGAGCUCGCUGCUCUCGCGCUUCCCCCGCCCGCCUCCUCUGGACAUGAAAGCAGUGGGGUUUGACUCGGAGCCCUCACUCUUCUCGCCCUCCAUUCUCGCAGGCCCUGAUGACCACGGCACCCUGCCUGGCGGCCUCACUGGUUUUGGCUCCAUAGGCGUGGAUGCGGGAGGGAUGGGGAUGUGUGGGGGCGGCAGCGGCGCUUCGUGUGGGAACGGCGGGAGCAGCGGUGGUGGUGGUGGGUCUGGCAUGGGUUCUUUUGGCGGGGGGAGAGCAGGAGGGGCAGGAGGAGUUGCUGGGAGCAGCAGCUCAGGCAACUGCAGCGGCUUCACCAGCAGCAGCGGCGGCGGCGGCGGUGGUGGUGGUGGCAGCGGUGGUGGCAGCGGCGCAGUAUUCAUUAUGCCGUCGCCCCUAAUGUCGCCCACGCUGCUGUUCUCCCCGCUCUUCCCAACGUCUGGUGCCGACACCAUUUUCUCCCCUGCCACGCCAUUCUUUCACUCCUCCUUCGCCCCCACGCCUUCUGCCCGCCGCCACACUCGCAGCCUCGGUGCCAUUCCUGAGGGGCUGAGGGAGGGUGGGGGUGUGGGGAGUGGGAGAAGGGAGAAGGGAGGAAAGGGUGAUGGUGAUGCUGGUGGGGAUGGUGGUGAUGAUGGUGGUGAUGCCGAUGGUGCUGCGCUUUCGCCGAUUGUUCGGGGAAGCAGGGAGGGUGAGGAGGUAGGUUUUGUUCAGGAGCACGAUAGGGAGGGGCACAGAGAGGAGGGGCAUGGUGGUGAGGGGCAUGGUGGGGAGGGGCAUGGUGGGGAGGGGCACGAUGGGGAGGGGAUGGUAGGGAAUAUCCGCAGUGGGGGGUGUGGUAAUGAAGGGCAGAGCAGCGGGGGUGAUGCGAGGAACAUUGCAGGUGCGAGUGAAGCUGAUGGGUGCGGUGACAGGUGGACACAGGGGGAUGCAGCAGCAGCAGCAGCAGGGGAAGGAGGAGGGACGAGUGGAGGAAAUGGAGGGAGUGGUGACGGGAGGGAGUCUGCUGGUAACGGCUGCACGAUGGCAGAAGAAGCAGGAGAGGCAGAGGGUGGAUCAGGUGACAGGCAUAAGGGUGGCAUGUGUAUUGGUGACCCUGACAGAGACCCUGGCACAGACCUUGGCAUAGACCCUGGAACAGACCAUCCAAUGGUAGGUGUUGGAGGGGAUGGGGGGUGCAUUGAGAGGAGGGAAGGAGGCAUGGAAGCAGAGCCCAGCCCUUCUCUCAUCUGUGUGGAAUCAGCCGGAGCUUUUGUCAAGCCUAAGAUCCGGGCGCCUUCUUCUCUACGUCGCGUUGCGCGCCUCCGCAGGCAGCGCGUUUCUGCGGUGCGGGCCGCCGUUACCGAUGGACCCAAGUACCGAUGGUGGGGAGGGUGGGAGGGACACCGCGGCGCUUGCACAGCCGCGAACGAGACCGGAGAGCGAGAGCAGGAGGCGCAAGCGGAGGAGAUCUCCAUCCCGCCGGGGGAGAUCGCCCUCCGCUCGCCCUGCAACCGCCGGUAA
Messenger RNA from Closterium sp. Naga37s-1, 4830 nucleotides. NCBI's taxonomy places the organism in Eukaryota, Viridiplantae, Streptophyta, Zygnematophyceae, Desmidiales, Closteriaceae. The record is from the annotation of a GenBank genome assembly.